AUACCAUCACUAUUUAUUUACCUAAUCCAGAAAAGGAUUAAAUCGUCAUUUUCAAUAUAUUAUAUUAAUGGAGGUUUCUCAAAUUUUAUCGCCAGCUGGCAGCACAGAAAAGAAAAAGAACAAUAAACAGCCAUGUCCAUGUCUACCCUUUUCUCUCUCCUCUGAAAAUUCUUCGCUUCUUCUCUCAUCGAACAUCUCGUAAAUCACAACUAUAUUCUCGAUUAUUCUUCCUCGCGAUCUUAAAUUUGUUAAAAGGGUAUUGAGGAGGCAGUUUCUAGGGUUUAUUGUACAAUUAUAUAAAUAAUGGGGUGCCAAGGGUUUUGGGGAUGUUUGCUGAAAUUGUUGAAUUUCUUGAUGACGAUUGCUGGUUUGGCAAUGGUGGGAUAUGGAAUUUACUUGUUUGUGAUGUAUAAGCAAGCGUCACCGGAUGCCAGCCCUCCACCAUUUAGUCCUGAGGAACCAUUGAUUCAGCUGGGUCGCCCUUUGAUUAUGUCUGUAUCGCUAUCGAACAGCUUUUUUGAUAAUCUUCCAAGAGCUUGGUUCAUAUACUUGUUUAUUGGUGUCGGAGCUUUUCUUUUUAUCAUUUCAUGUUUUGGUUGCAUAGGCGCUUCAACAAAAAAUGGUUGCUGUUUGUCUACUUAUGCUGUAUUCAUAAUUUUGUUGAUCUUGUUGGAGCUUGGAGGUGCUGCCUUUAUAUUCUUCAACAAAGAUUGGGAAGAUCAAGUUCCCUCUGACAAGACUGGUAACUUCGAGAUGAUCUAUGACUUCCUAGAUGACCACUGGUCCAUUGCCAAAUGGGUUCUUCUUGGAAUUGUUGUAUUGGAGGCUGUGCUGUUCUUGUUAACCAUCAUUGUAAGAUCUAUGAACAGGUCUGCUGAUUAUGAUAGUGAUGAGGAGUUCAUCAAUCCAAGGCAGUCUUUUAAGCAGCCUCUUAUGAACAGACAAGCUCCGGUUGCAACAGGUGUACCUGUUGCUGGUACCCUUGAUCAGAGACCUGCCAGGAAUGAUGCUUGGAGUGCACGCAUGAGAGAAAAGUAUGGUCUUGAUACGUCAGAGUUCACCUAUAACCCAGCCGAAUCAGGACGAUACCAGCAGCCUGCUGCACAACAAACAGAGGAACGAGGCCGCUGCACCAUCAUGUAAAAAAACUGAAGCAUUAUUUUGUCUUCCGGAGCAAAUUGGGCUGAUCACAGAAGUCAAAACUUGUCGGGAAUGGUGUAAAAAGCGCUCCCAUUUAUAUCAAAGAAAAGUCAAUUUGACAAGCGUGGUGUGUAAAAUUUACCUUUUCAGGUGUUGUUUCUUCUAAAUUACGUUGACCCAGUGAAUAUAUCUCAGUACAGUCCAUGUUGUGUUAAACUUGCAUAUUUUUGCAUAUAGUCAAUGUGUUGAGUCAUUCAUCAUUGAUCCA
This is a messenger RNA of Amaranthus tricolor (Joseph's coat), 1408 nucleotides long. RefSeq names its product tobamovirus multiplication protein 2A-like. Bases 304 to 1143 code for a protein of 279 amino acids. Gene Ontology annotation, cellular component: membrane. The transcript has 7 exons. The record is from RefSeq and is a predicted model, not a curated record. Lineage: Eukaryota; Viridiplantae; Streptophyta; Magnoliopsida; Caryophyllales; Amaranthaceae.